GAAACCACAAGCAGCAGCUCCUCAAUCUUGCCGUGCUGCACCAACGACGGCCGGGCCUCUUUAUAAAGUCUGGGUCGUCCCUGACACGGCAAGUCGUAAACUGUAUGCGAGAAAUGUUGUUCUGCGGCACGGGUAGCUUCAGGGACGUCGACAAGGAGGAGGGCGCCGGCGGGAAGCCGGACGCCGCGGCGAAGGCGAAGAAGGCGGGCGGCAAGACCAAGGGGAAGGACAACCCCUACUCGUCGCGGGGGCUGGACAAGUUCUCCACCGUCCUGUCCGAGCUCGAGUCCAAGAAGGAGAAGAUCCUGCGGCGCGUCGGCUCGGAUGUCGACGCCGGCCACUUCAUGGUCCGGUUCGUGCAGUCCGAUGCCAAGGGCUGGGUGCCCAUCGUCGUCAAGCUCCCACACGAGGAGGAGCAGGCUGCCGACGCCAAGAAGAGGCAAAGCAAGCCAACCUCGCGGUCGUCAACGCCGCCCACGGAGCCUGCCAGCCCCAAGGAAGAACCCGCUAAACCCGCCCACGUUGCCGCCGCGGCGGCGGCGGCGGUGGCGCCGAAGGCAGCUGUGCCGGCGAGGAAGAGUAAGGCCAGCGGCGUGAGGUGGUCCUGGGCCUGGGGAAGGAAGGUGAGGCCGUGCCACUACUGGCCGGUGGCCAUGGCGCUGCUGCUGCUGAGCCUCGUGGUGUUCGGGAGGGUGUUCGCCAUCUGCUGCACCUCCGUUUGGUGGUAUCUCUUGCCGGUCCUGAGCGGGGAGGAAGCCCUGAGAUCGCCGGCGGUGAAGGUCCGCAAGGAUGUUGUCCACAAGACCGGCGACAAACUCGCUGUGGCGCCACCUCCUUCGCAUGGCAAGAAGAACAGCUCUGGCGCUGCUCAUGAGAUGAUUUCACCAAGAAGCCAUGCACAUCGAAAGAAGGGGUGAUUUGCAGGAUGACUUGUGCUGUAUAGUUUGUAAAUUUUGUGUAGUUGGGUGGCCAGAAAGAUCAAAUUUUCCAGGUUAUCUUUCCUCCCUUUUUUUAGAGUUGAUUUACCUUUUCUUUCGUGCCUGUAAAAAUGUAAAUUAGCCCCUUCUUUGUGUGGCUGCCCCACAAGUGUUCAUAAAGCACCGGUCAUUCGGAAUAAAUAUCAAAUAACUCCUGAAUCAUGGAUAUCCCACAAA
Molecule: messenger RNA, 1154 nt
Organism: Panicum virgatum (switchgrass)
Lineage: Eukaryota; Viridiplantae; Streptophyta; Magnoliopsida; Poales; Poaceae
Exons: 1
Coding region: 105-917 (270 amino acids)
Source: RefSeq, a predicted model, not a curated record